AUGUUUGUGGGAUAUUUACCCAACAGGGCGAGAGGCGACGAGGGGAGUCAAAAGAUCGAGGUGACCGAUGGCGAGACGAUGAAAUUCAUCUUGAACGACGUUGUUGCACCUAGACCAGAGGGGCCAUCACUCGUGGAAGCGGGCACCAUAUGGGGUUCAGCAUUGACAUUCGAGGGAGUAGAGCUCGGAUGGUACUGGAUCGUGGUUUGUGUAUCGCUCAAGAACCUGGACUAUUCCAAGGUGUUCACGAUGAACAUUACUAUCCAGAGGAGAAGUGCUGGUCAGGAUGAGUGGUUCUUGACGAACAAUUCGUGUGAAACGACUCUCCGGACAGAGGAACUCGACUCAAUUUCAAAGGACGACUAUGUGCGACUCAGGAUACAUCGUCAGCUCUACAUCGAUGACAUCGAAGACUCCUGUCUACUCGGGAUAAACUUGAGCAGUACGGACGAUGACGACAACGCAGGUUCGGUCGAGAUUCACUACAUCGAACUUGGAACCAGCACAUUCGACUCACCCUCUGGCGUCAAAGACCACGUUAUUUAUGGAGAUGGCAUCCCAGACUACUUCAUCAGUGUCGGCGCCGACGAGCCUUCGCGAACAAAAGCAAUUACUAUAUCCAGAUUCGAAAUAUCGGAUACGAAAAACCAUGCCGCGACACUCCAUUUCACUCCGGGCGAGGGCCAUAUCAACCUCUGGGACCUGCGCGCUCCCGACAACUACGUGGCAGGCAACAAAAAGUCGCGACCUAUUACUCGACCUAUCGGCCGAGUCUCCUUCGGCGUCUCGCCCUUCCUGACCACCCCAGAAGUUUUGAAGGAGUACUCGCCCAUGAUCGCCAUCUCCAGUGCCGGAUCUCAGAUUGUCGUAGGGUCCGAAAGGGAGAUGGCGCACGGGAUCCCUUUCCAGGUGUUUCAAAUGACCCCUUCCAAGGUCCUUCUGGACAAGAACAACGCUUUCCCGCCAGCCACCCUCGCCCGAGUCCCUUCUAUUUGUCCCGACUUAGCAAGCUACUUUGGUCUGGGCGUGUUUCACAGGGUUGACCCCGCCAACACGGACGAGCGGUUUAUUAUCUUCAAUGGCAUUACUCUGGAGGUGUACGACACAGAGUCCUGGUGCAGGAUCUACCGCCUUGAGCUAGGCCAUCAACGAGGCGAUGAUUAUACGUCCUGCAUCACUCAGAGUAUUCGUGGUCGGUACUUUUGCUGGAACGGAUUCAAGGGCGUCAUAAGUAUCUGGGAUAUCGAAACUGGCAGGAUCGCGUCCAACAUCUAUGUCGAGGAGGAUCGGGCGGCAACAUUUGCUGUUUUGUCGCCUGAUGGGAGCAAAGUUGCGGUUUCUGUCAAGGGCACUGUUCAAGUGUUCGACACUGUCACAGGCAUCAAGAUGGGUAGCUACUAUGAAGGACUCGACAGCGACAAUAUUUUCAACGUCAUCUUUGAACAGGAUCACUUUCUGACGACCAACAGGUCCCUGUCGAACACCAACGAUGUGUUUAUGCCCAACAUGAGGAGUGUUGUGAGGGUGCGCGAUAUGGUGGUCGUCGAGGACCAUUAUGUGCACGAGGAUUAUGUUGUCCAGGUCCCUCAUACUGGACAUGUCCCGUUCUUCUUAAACGCUCAGGGAUCUGUGGCCAACUUUUUGAGUCUUGGCAACAUCUUGUACCCACCCUCGGAAGAAUACUCCUGUGGAACCACCAACGAUUGCCCGAUGCUGGACCGUUCCUUUGACAUCUUUUACGUCGACUCUGUCCGCACGUUUGUCAACUCGGAAGAUAUCGCCUUUACGGCCUACUCAGCUCAAAAAUAUGUCGCGGGCGAGGCAGCCCAUACACUCCAGGUCGGGAUCGGUGGCAGUUACGAGGAGAUGACCGACACAAUGACCCUAAUCCUUGGCAAAGCUGUAGAACACCGGAUCUUUUGGGUGCGCGAGACGUCGCAGUUGUUUGUUGUCAACGAGGGGUACCUCUUCACUUGGACGUUGUCAAACGACACUACAAAUGUUGCGACACUUGAUCGAAUCGUCAAGUUCCUUGACCAUAACCCUGAUCAUGCCAAAGACCAGUGCAUCACGGACAUCCUCAACGUCAAAAUGUGCGAGCAUGCCUGCCAGUACACCAUCGAGAUCAAGCCCACCUACUGGCUGACCAACAACGGAUCUUCAACUGUUCGACCCCCAGCAGGGACUCCCAACAACAUCCUGACGUUCCCCAAGUUUGCCGCAGAUACUUUCAAGACUACUCAGGAUUACCGGGAUGAGAUGGGCGUCCUGGGGCUGAUUCAGCUGUACCGGUUUGGAGACCAGGACUUUAAGGACGAGAUUAUCCGAUUCCUCAAGAACCGUAUCCGGCCAACGCGAGAGAAUCCUCUCUCUUGCCUCGUCACACUUUGUCGAGCAUGGAGUUCGGAUGACCGGUUCGCGCUAGAACAGAUUGUGGCCGAGCUGCUCCCACCAAGGUACAUCACCUGGAUCCCGGACCCUCACGAGGACAAGUCAACUGAACCCCUAGCGAUCCUUCUCGAGAUAGCACAGACACGGCCAAGGGUCUUUGGAGUCGCCAAGGUGGUCAUGAAAUACUGUGUCAGUCACGCCAACCGAUCCAAGAACCUGGCCUUCCUCUCACCCCUGUUCGGCAGCAUGCAUGAGGUCAUGGAGCUCUACCCCGAAGAGGCCCUGGAAUGCAUGGGCAGAAUCGCGUUUAUCCCCGUUAAGAACCGAGCUUACAUCAUCGACAACCAUACCCUUGCCCUCCCUCCUCGCCCCCGCUUACGGUUCUGGGAACCCCGCACCAAGCCGCUGGUCAAGACUAAGGAGCCCAUUAUGCAGUUCAACUUCACGGGCGAAAAGGCCGACAGCAGCAACGACGGUUUCACACGCCCAGUGUUCAUGGCCUCGUUUGAUGCGCUGUGGUACUAUAAGGAUCAACACCAGACUGAGCUGAAGAAGGAUGGCUUCCAGGCAGCCUCUAACACUGCGACGACUACGUGGUGGAAGACUCUAUACCACAUGUUCCGACUCAAGUGCCAUAUCAGGAUGCCUGCUGUUGUUGAAUGCUACGAGUUCAACUUGGAGUUCUUUGAUAACCCCGCUAUUGCCGCUCUCGUCGACUACAAAUGGAACACGAUUGGAUAUUCCUACUGGCUGUUCAGAUUCGUAUUCCAGAGCGUCUUUUACGCACUGGUCGUGGUUGCGGCGUUAAUGCAGGUGUACUCUAACCCAAGUCACUUGACCGAUCUCUUUAUUGCCAUUAUUGUCUUGGCCUCUAUCUUCCUCUGGCUCGAGCUCCUCCAGGCCGUGCACAGCUGGUCCCGUUAUUCUGGGUCGACGUACAAUGGUCUGGAUAUGAUUGCGUUUGGACUACCCUUGGUCGCAAGUGCCAUUCAGUUGAAUUCGAUCUCGAAUGGAAACACGAAUGGAAAUACGCGUGUCAUGAGUGCCUCUGUCCUUGCCGUCUUCUUGCACAUGCUGUUCGAGCUUCGGAUCUAUAAGCAGGUGUGCAAGUACGUGAUGAUUAUUCAACAGACCGUGAUCGAGAUCCGAGGAUUUUUCAUCAUCUUUGCCGGUGGGCUGCUCGCUUUUACGAUCGCGACACAGCAUUUGCUUAGGGCUUGUCCUGUCGAGGGGUGUAAGAGGGACGAGACUGAUUUCUCGUACAACUUUUUCUAUGCCAUGUCUGCCACCUACUUCUUUAUGGGUGGAAGAUAUGAUCCUGUGUCGCCGCUUUUUGACCAAGAAGAUGCGGGUUUCCAUCUCAUGAUGAUCGUGUACUUUUUCUUCACCGUCAUUGUCAUGCUCAACGUGCUCAUCGCGUUGAUCAACGUGGCGUUCACAAAGGGAGACGACGGCUGGCGCUUAGCCUGGAUUGAGUCCCGCCUGCGGUACAUCGAGUCGGCCGAGAACAUGUCCCACCGCAUCCCGGGGUUCCGUCAAACCCAUGAUUGGUUCCCGAAACAGAUUUAUUUCUCGGCGACACCGCAACAGGUCCGGGAUUACCAGGAGAAGUAUCAUCCUGGUGGCAAUGGUGGGUAUGGUGGUGGAUAUGAGUGGGGUAGGGGUGAUGGUGAGGAUGAGGAUGGUGGGGAUGAGGUUGAUCCUAUUUUCGAUAAUGUUCCUAGACCUAAGGUGGAGGAGGAGACUGGAGAGCAGACUGAGGAGCAGACAGGAGAGGGUGAGACUGCUGAAGGCGAAGGUGGCGAAACCAAGGCAGAAGGAGAAGGGGAAGGAGAGGCUAAAGCCGAAGGUGAAGGUGAAGGUGAAGGUGAAGGUGAAGGUCAGAAAGACCAGGAGCAAACCACGACGACGACGACGGACGAGAGUGCCACCAAGGAUUCAAAAGAGAAGGCGAUUGAGCACAAUAGCAGCCUGGACUUGAGGACACAGGUGAGUGAGUUGCAGAGGCAAUUGACUUUGCAGCAGGAGCAGUCGCAGAAGCAGUUUGAUGAACUCAAGGAGCUCCUCCUCCGUGCCACCGCCACCAAACCCAAGAAGUAA
Linnemannia hyalina is the source of this 4491-nucleotide messenger RNA. Lineage: Eukaryota; Fungi; Mortierellomycota; Mortierellomycetes; Mortierellales; Mortierellaceae. The record is from the annotation of a GenBank genome assembly.